Molecule: messenger RNA, 963 nt
Organism: Cuscuta campestris
Lineage: Eukaryota; Viridiplantae; Streptophyta; Magnoliopsida; Solanales; Convolvulaceae
Source: the annotation of a GenBank genome assembly
AGCUACAAAUACUUCACCAUCACUGCAGCACUACUGGCUUUCCCAUAUGCAGUAUCCCUUCUCCUCCUCCAAUCCCUCACCCCUUCCUCCUCCUUCGUCCUCCUUCUCCGGGCCCGCAUUCGCGCCCUCUUUAACGCGUCCGGGUUCCCUCCCAAUUCAAUCCUUGAAAGAAAGCUCCCGGAGACCAUUGCCGUGGCGGUUCUUGCCCUCCCUUCCUCCCUCUCCUCCUCCAUCUUCAGCAAAGCCUCUGUCAUCCACGCUCUCCACACCAGUCAAGAUCAUCCCAAGAACGCGUCUUUUUCGCAUUUUUUCAAACUUUACGCCGUUUUGAUCCAUACCCAAAUCUGCAAUUCCCUUUUUACCCUCUCCACGUACGCAACGUGUUUCUCAUCGGUGUUCUUGGCAUUCAACCUGGCCGAUGGGUUCGGGGUUUCUGGUCUCCCCGGGCUCGUCCCAUUCCUCUCUGCAACAGGAGCAGUCCUUUCCUCCUCCACAGUUUCAAUCACUUUCAUCAUUUGCCCUUUGGCACUGAUCAUUACAGGAGUGGAGAAAACAGGGGGAUUCAUGGCAGCUCUCAGCAAGGCUUGUGGUCUGGUCAAGGGAAGAACGGAAACGGCAUUGUGGCUAUCGGUGUGGAUCAACGCUGUAAUGGCUGCCGUUGAAGCUCUGUUCCAGUACAGAGUUGUGAGGGGUUAUCAUGACAAUGGAGAAACUGGGAUUUUUUCAGUGGCCAUGGAGGGGAUGUUCAUUGCCUAUUUGUACUCUGUUGUUCUUGUUCUUGAAACUAUUGUUGCCUAUUUUUUUAUAUCCUCAGGUGGCUCAAAAUGGAAUAUUGCCAUCCCAUACUAAACUUGAUUGUGAAAAUGAUUAAAUGAAUGAGAGUAGUGUAUACACUUUAGUUAAAUUAUUGGAUGUUUUGUUAAAUAUUUUCCGAAUUAGUUGAAAUAAUUUCACUGUUAAUCU